Messenger RNA from Schistosoma curassoni, 5190 nucleotides. The record is from the annotation of a GenBank genome assembly. NCBI's taxonomy places the organism in Eukaryota, Metazoa, Platyhelminthes, Trematoda, Strigeidida, Schistosomatidae.
GUACAAGCUGUUUGAUUGCUUAGAAAUACAAGUUUACAUGUAAUUUCUGCUCAGAAGACUCAAAAACUCAAGAAAUGUAUGGUUAUUUUGACAUUUGAUAUCAUUCAAUUGACGUUUGCGUGAUGAGUUUGUUUACAAGGGUGAACCUCAUCCAUAAUGUUUUAUUUCGCGGAUUAAUUAUGACAUAUUAUACGACCAUCACUAAGUUAAUAAAAUUCGAGAACUAGUAAUACGGGAUGAGUCAAAAGCUAGUUCUUGGUUUUCGUUUUGUUAGAACGACUCAUGGGGUGACAAAUGGAUCUCGGAAUUAUCUUGACCCAAAAACCUACUUGAGCUUCCAAUUUUAAGGAAAUUUUGGGGAAAUCCCCAAAGUCAAAUGACCUUGACCAAGGUUAAAGAGGAAUUUGGAGGAUUCCCUCACGUCUGGGGAAAUUUUGGGGUUUUUGUGCUAUUUCUACAAAACUUACCAUAGCGGCUUCCCCAAAAUGUGCCAAAUUUUCCCCAAAUUUAAGAGCUCGGGUAGUUUUUACAAACAUUUUAGUUUGUAAAGUGAUAAUAUAACAGAAAUUAUUCUUUUAUUCAAAAAUUAAGAUAACUGACCGAAAGUUUAUUAGGAUCAGAUAAUAUGAACACAUUUGGCCAAACAGGUUGUUAGUCCCUGGAACGUAACAUUUCGGACUACCUUUACAUUGACAUGCUGGCUGCUUCUUUCUUUGCGCUUUGUUAUUAUCGUCAGCCAUCUUUGCAAUAAUACCUCAGAGUAUGUAGAUGACUAGAUAACUGUUCGUAUGAUUUUUCUAUUAUCAGCCAUAAAUAGAUGUAUGUAUAUGUGUGGUUGAUAGUAAUCUACAAACCUAUAUGGUUGUAGAUUUCGAGAAACCACACAGUCUGUGCGUACUCAUUUUUUGGCAACAAAAAUAAAGACGGUUUAAUAACCACUUGAGCAGGGAUUUCGCCAGGCGCAGAUAUUUAGCUAAAAUUAGUAUUUAACUCGUCUAUGAAGCCACAUACUUAGUUCAUAAAUGCUGAUGACUAAUACUAAAUAAUUUAAAAAUUAAAGAAAACUAUCUACCAAUUACUUUUAUCUACAUAGUAUUAAAAUAAUGAGUUCAGAUAUGAAGUCGGCUGGCUUUACUAACUGUGGUUCUAAAUAGAGAACAUAAAUAAACGACCAAAAAUUACUGAACAGUUCCAACUUAACAAGAUCUAUUGUCUUUUCCUACUGGCUGUUAAGAAAUAGCCUAUAUACUUGAUAUUAAUAAUUCGUAAUUUGUUUAGGACAAUAUACCAAAGUGAUUAGAAGAUUUUUCUCAUUUUCAAACAUUGGUAAUACAUUUAGUUGUGUUGCUUAGAUUCACCUGUUGGUAUGAAGAAUCAUGAACGUGGUUGUGUAUUUGAAUAUAAAACUCCAGCAACAGUUAUAAAAAUAAAUAACUAAAUUAACUAAUUCAUAGCGUAGAACUAUGGUUCAAAUGGAUGAUUUCAACGGAAUUUUAUUCCCUAAACUGGAUGGUUUGACUGAAAAGCUCUCAUUGUCUUUCUAAACAGCAUUCAGGUAAAUGAUCUAGCAAAACACACAUUUAGUAAUUUAACUAUCAUGCCUAUUCUGAAUGGAUGACUUAGAGGUCGGUUUGUUUUUUCAUUUGCUCGUCUUAUCUAUAAUAAGAUUUUACUCAUGACUGACAAGUACGCAGAAAACUAGAUUAUCAAUAAAUAGACUCAAAAUCAAAUAUGGACAGCAAUUUCAUUUGAAAGCAAAAUAUCUUCGGAUCACACUACACACUAUUUAGUUUAAAGGUUAGCUUGAGCACUAUUAUUUCCAUAUUACUAGUUUAUGUCUGUAAAACCAUUAGGAAUACUUGCAGUUUUCGUAAUGAUAAUUUUGGAAAGCACUUUUUCAGUUAAAACAAAACGAAGUAAACACAAUAGCGUUUACUAAAUAAUCGCUAACUCCGGAAAUGAAAACAAAAAUCGAACAUUUAUAUACAUACUGAAAGGUGUAAAAGCAGACUAGACAUUAUGCCAAAAAGGUAAAUAUUGGAAAUUUCUUGUUGUGAAAGCAGAAUAAAGAAGAUACUUCCUUUCACGAGUCUUUUUUUAUGAUUUUAGUAUUUUCGAACUAUAUACUACAUCUUGUCUGCUUUGUCGACCCUUUCUCAUAUAUCAAAAGUUUGGUUACCUUUCAUCUGAUUGGGUCCUUUAGUCACUUGUUAAAUACAACAAACCACCAUCUACCUUUUUGCACAGUGUUGGACAACAUAGAAGUAGGCUGGUGAAAAGCUUCAGUCAGUCAAACAAAAUAUUGGCCCUUAUCAUUGAUUACUGUAAUGAGUAACAUCGGUAACAUUAGACUCCGGAGUUCUUCUUUUCUUGACAAGCGUAAUUCAUAUAUCCCGAUGUUGAAUAAUAUGGCCUAAAUUCCGUAUCAAUAACCCAAUGAAUUCCACUGAAGCAAAUACAUUUAUGUUGUUUAUUAAUAUAUGUAGUAUACAAUGGGUUUACCGACGUAAUUUAGUCAGCAUGUUAAAUUGUUAGAAAGCCUUUUUUGUUCGAAUUAAGUAAUGAUCAGUAACUUUUUCAUUUUUUAUCACUUAAUUCAUAUUUGUAACAACCUGGUCAGCAUGUUUACAGUAAAUAUUAUUCUUACGUCUCCGGAAACGUUUAAAAAUCCAUUAAUUCACUGUACAUAUUUGAGAUAUUGAUGUCGUUACAAUUCGUGUGUUUUAUUGCUUUUUAUGUUAUAAUCUGUGCCUUAUUCAUUCGAUAGAUUGCAAAUUUUAGUACAAUAUACAAGUUGAGCAUUCUCCCACUGACUAUAAAUCAAUAGAAAAACAGACAAAAAUGGCACCAAAAAGAAAAAAGAAAACCGGGAAACUAACAAAAAUGACUGAUGAAGAAAGAGCGAUUUUCCUUGAACAACAAAGAGUUGCUGAAGAAGAACUAAAAACCAAAAAGAUGGCACUGUUAACUCAAUAUCUACAAGUCAGUUUUUAAUAUAAUUCCCUUCAAUUUAAAAACUAACGACUGUUAAUAUAGGAUAAACUUAAUCAUGAAGAAAAGUUUACUAAACUUAAUAAAGCAAAACUGACAUAUUAUUGGCGAACUAUUAUGAGAGAGACGAAGUCAAAAGAAUUGAAAAGAACUAUAGAAAUAUUAUCACAAACAUUUGAAAGAAUUAUGGACCGGUAAAGCGUCAAUGUCUUAAAUUUUUUAUCAAUUUGUUUGUUCAAUAUUUUUCAAAGAAAAGAAAGUAUCAUCAAAACACUUGUUGCGGAUCUUAGUGAGGCAGAUGAACAGCAUUUGAUGGCUCUGCGUUCUCAUCUACAGAAUGUAGAUAUUUUAAUAGAUUUACAAAAUCAAAGAUUACAUAAAUUAAAAACUAAUUAUGAAAAGGAAUUGCACUCUUUGGUAGAAGAAUUCUUAAAAGAAGAAAACUUUACUAAGCAACAACACGAUAAACAAGUCAAUGACUUAAAAGAUAUAUUUGUUGCAUUGGAUUCUACAUAUACUGCCAAAGCACAUGAAGCUGUAAUUGAUCAGACUAGUUUGAAGGAUGAUCUGAAGAAUAAAAGUUUGGAGGAAAAACAUACAUUGAGAAUAAAUUUGGAGAAUAAGGUCAAUAGUUUGUGGUCUGAAUUCAAACAGGCUUCCACUCAAUACACAACAACUACCAAUGAAAAAAAGACAUCUUUCGAAAACUUAAAAGCAAAAGAUGAACGUUCAGCUGCUGAAAUUCAAUUACACUUAAACAAAAUCCAAAAAAUCAAUGAUAAUAUAUCGGCUACUAGACGUCGUAUGUUAAAAACAUCUAAGGAAUAUGAAGAAAAAAAUCGCAACUUAAAAGAAGAACGUGAUAAGUUAGUUGUUCGAUUUCAAGUCUUGAAGAUACAAAUCAAUAAAUUACGUGAUCUACAACAUGAAAAACUGGUUAAAAUGUCAGUUGAAAGUGGGGAUGCUAUAAAAAAGGUUCAAUGUUUAUUGGAAAAAGCAGAGAAAAUUAUUAAGUUAGGUGAACAGUGCAGAAAGUAUGAGACAGAAGAGGAAAAAGUUACACCAUUCUAUUCAUCAUCUUUAUCAGCGGAAGAAGAAAGUGCUGUGCAAGAAUCGUUCGAAAAAGAACAGAAUGAAGAGAUGAUGAAGAUAUUAAAACGAUGCCUUCCACUUGAAAUGUUUUGGAAAAGAUUUAAUAAAGUUCAAUUAGAUCGUUUAGCAAUAAUUAAAGAAUACAAUAUGUUAGAACAAGAAAACAUUCAAUUAAAAUUAUUAUUGAAACAAUAUUUAGACGGUAUAUCAGUUAAUAGUGAAGUUAUAUCUGGUGAUAAUUCAUUAAUUGUUAUAAAUGGACGAUCAAAUUUAAAACACAUGAGCAUAAUAGAUGAUCCACGAAUUAGAUUGAUAUCUACUGAUGAUGAUAGUGUACAGCCGAAAGAAAUGAUAAACUAUGCUACUACUCCCGCCGCAGUUGACUAUCGAAUAAGACAGACAACUUAGACAAAAGGAUUCUACAACAAGAAUAAUAUAAAAUCCAAGGCAAGACAUAACAAUGAUGAGGAUUUUAUGUGGUUUACUAUAUACCUACAAAGUAAUUCAAUGCUGAAUCAAAUUAAAGAGGUGGCUGAUAUAGAAAUACAUUGUUCAUAAUAAACGUUUUGUUUCUCGUUGAAAAAUUUAUUCAGUUAACUAAUUGACAAACAGAUAAGCUUUAAGGGAAACCAGUGCUAUAAAUAUUAUAAUACUUUUAUGGCAUUUUAAUUGACUGAAGCAGUUAGGGCAUAUUUCAGGCAUAGAUAACCACCGCUUUCGUCGAUGCGAUUUUAGAUAACAUAGUAGUUGGUUGUGAAACGUUUAGGGACAACUGUAUCAUGAAAUUAUAUGGAUUCACACAGUCUGUUGUAAUAUGUUGAAGUCGUCUUUAUUAAAGAUUUUUUGGUGUUAAUUUGAAAUGCGACAAAUAUUCAAAGUUAAAAAUCUUUGAGUCAUACAUUUGUCUAUUCGACAAUACAGUUUAUGAUGUUCACAGAUCUUCAAACUGCUUGAAAGAGAAAACAACUCGAGGUGCAUAAUUACUAGCUGUUUCUUCGUUUGUAUGUAACAAUUGGAAUUGACCGUUGUCUUAAUCGACAUUGAAACAUGAGAUCUUUCUGUCAGUACGUCUAAGUAUCACUACGUUACAACAGGCAUAUCAAGCUG